CGUUAUUUCGCCAGGCAGUAGACACCAUUACUAUUGCAAAGGCUGCUCUUGAGGCCAAAGGUUACGAGGUGCAAACCACUCGCAUUGCAACCAACCCAUUCCCGGAAUUCACCCGGCAUGACACCGUGGAAAACGCAUGCACCAUUCUUGACGACAUCUGCAGUGACCUGGGUAAGCGUUUGAGCUUUAUGGCUUGCUUCCCGAGCGCUUUCAACUCAACUGCUUCCAUUAGGCAUUAUGAUGUUGAACAUUGGCCCCGCUUCGGAUGUCGACAUUAUUGCUCGAAUCCCUCACCUUAUCGCGUCCACAAAACAUUUAUCCAUGUCGAGCACCAUCCCUAUCAAAGCCAACGGGGUAAUUGACCAGGCGUAUGCCAUUCAAGGUGCAAAGGUUAUCAAUGCCAUUGCAGAUCAUUCUCCAGACCUUAAUUUCCGCUUCUGCGUAUCGGCAAACACAAAGCCAGGCAUACCGUUCUUUCCAGUUGGCUAUGGCCCAUCGUAUGUCAAGGGUUCCGCAUCGCAAAUAUCGUUUUCCCUAGGUUUAGAGUGUUCGGAUUUGGUGGUAGUUGCUUUUGAGCGUGCAAGAAAAGACGGCCCUGCCCAAGGUGACGAUCAAGACCCCUGGGAUUUGGCGGAAAAUUAUUUACGACAUGAAAUGGAAUCUGCAUGCAAGCCAGUGGAGCAGUUGAUGCAAUCGCUGGUAUGCCCUGCUUCCUAUACCGGCAUUGAUGUUUCCGUUGCACCAACGUGUGGAUCCGACGCCAUAAAUACGAGUCUUGUCACUGCGUAUGAAGCUGUUAUUCCAAAGUUUGGCGGCGCCGGCACGUUGACCAUUUCAGCCAUGAUAACUGGUGUCUUGAAGACUUUGGAUGUCUUGAAAUGCGGUUACUCAGGGCUCAUGUUGCCUAUCAUGGAGGAUGCUGGGCUAGCCAAGCGGUUUGCCGAGAGGACGUAUUCCGUACAAGAAGUCCUUCUCUAUAGCACUGUGUGCGGAUGUGGUCUGGACUGCGUACCUAUAGCUGGUGAUACGCCAUUGAAGGCGUUGGCAAACUUACUGGCUGAUAUGGCGACCCUUGCCUACCGAUUGAAUAAGCCUCUGUCAGCUCGCAUGUUCCCUUUCCCUGGACUGAAACAGGAUAUGGCUACUGAAUUUGAUAAUCCACUCCUUGUAAACACCAAGGUUGUCAAGCUCGAAUGAUAGAAAAUAUACUUUUUAUUUAUGAAGAAUCUUUAGCGAUCCCUCCAAACAAAAAG
This is a messenger RNA of Umbelopsis ramanniana AG, 1253 nucleotides long. RefSeq lists its product as uncharacterized. The record is from RefSeq and is a predicted model, not a curated record. Bases 238 to 1197 code for a protein of 319 amino acids. Lineage: Eukaryota; Fungi; Mucoromycota; Umbelopsidomycetes; Umbelopsidales; Umbelopsidaceae. The transcript has 7 exons.